AUGGAUCCCGCCACAAUGUUACCCAUCGAACUACUUAUAGAGGUAUUCGAACUCUGCCAGGAGCCACACCAAGUUGGCUUCCCGACUGGAAAUCUAAUGCGAGAAUCUCCUUGGUUGCUUUCCCUUGUAUCUCAUGAAUGGAGAACUAUCGCCCUCUCGACUCCAAGUCUCUGGCGAAAACUGUGCAUAUAUUUCUCCCCUUUCCCCGAAAAUGUUACCGAACUCACCAGAGCAUUUCUUCGUCGUUCUGCAUCCUUUCCUUUCUCACUCGUUAUUUGUGAUGACGGCGUGAACUUCUUGCCCGCUCAUCGUCAACUUAUCUCUUUGGUUACUGAGCAAUCCCAUCGCUGGACUCACCUUCACAUAAUAAGCUUUGGUUGUGACAACAAAUGGGAGCAAUCACUGGCUAGUAUCGAUGGACCUGGCUGUCUAACAAUGCUCACUCAAGUCAACCUUGCUCGGACAGAAGUUUCAAACACCCUGUUAAAUUUCUUUGCUCAUGCACCACGACUGCAAGUGGCAUUUCUUCCCGUCCUCCCCGCAGGCAUACUGGGCGACGGCCUCUUCCCUUGGCACCAGCUCACGACUUUGACGACAGACUACAUUGACUUGCUCGUCGAUCCCAUGCUGCGGACACUACAUGCUAUCCCAAAUCUUAGGACGCUUAGUCUUCGUGCCAUUGGAAUGGACGACACGACACCCUCUCCCAGCCCAUCUCUCCAUAGACGAACAUGGUCUCUUUCGAGCCUUGAAACACUCACCCUCAGGAUUUCGGACAGUGCCGCAGACUCCUAUCGCGGCGCUCUUUUGGACGGCAUCCGUCUCCCAAUAUUAACCACGCUCUCCCUCGAAACUCUUGAUUCUUCGAUUUGCCACCAAAUGGCAGCAUUGUUCCAACGCUCUGCCCGUACCUCUCAUCCUCUCACGUCGUUAUCUUUGUCCUGCGACUCCCCGCUGUUUGCAUCCGAGCUCAUUCCUGUCCUGCGCCAAAUACCGCAUCUAUCUCAUUUGGUUAUAUCAGAGGCUAUCAUUAUGGACGAUGUCCUUAUGGCUCUCAUUUUACAACCUGCUGAUGUCCUUAUACCCUUACUGGACUUUCUCGCUUUACAAGAUACGCGUUUCACCCCUGAACUCCUCCUGCGAGUCGUCCGGUCGCGCUUUAACGAUGGUUAUUUUCACUCGGGGCUACCUCGCAGACUGAAGUAUCUCCGAAUGUCGCUGCACAUCGCUGAGAUAGAGCCCGAGGUUGCUCGUGGCUUUAACGACCUUUGCGACCUUGGUCUGGACGCGAGAUUAUUGCGUUGA
This is a messenger RNA of Mycena indigotica, 1305 nucleotides long. Its product is annotated as F-box domain-containing protein. The transcript is spliced from 2 exons. The record is from RefSeq and is a predicted model, not a curated record. Bases 1 to 1305 code for a protein of 434 amino acids. Lineage: Eukaryota; Fungi; Basidiomycota; Agaricomycetes; Agaricales; Mycenaceae.